Hipposideros armiger (great roundleaf bat) is the source of this 1426-nucleotide messenger RNA. It is a transcript of the gene AS3MT, whose product is annotated as arsenite methyltransferase. The record is from RefSeq and is a predicted model, not a curated record. NCBI's taxonomy places the organism in Eukaryota, Metazoa, Chordata, Mammalia, Chiroptera, Hipposideridae.
AUGGAUCCGGAAGGACUUGCAGUGCAGAAGAAAUCAGUGGACCUCCAGACCAAUGCGUGUGUCACUGCAGCCAGGUUGGUCCCCAAGCAUCAAUGGGAGGAAGCCCUGAAGAAUACUCUUGAGGAAGUAGUUUUGAGGUAUUAUGGCUGUGGUCUGAUCAUCCCUGAGUAUCUGGAAAACUGCUGGAUUUUGGACCUGGGCAGUGAAAAUGGCAGAGAUUGCUAUGCACUUAAAUAUUUAGCCUUGUUUAGACUAAUUCUGCUGUUUCUGCGUGGCGGGGAGCUAUAUUUCAGUGACGUCUAUACUAGCCUUGAAUUGCCAGAAGAAAUCAGGACACACAAAAUUUUAUGGGGUAGGUUGCCUGGUGGUGCUUUGUACUGGAAGGACUUUGUCAUCCUUACCUCAGAAAUUGCGUUCUGCCCUUCACGUUUGGUCACUGCCAAUCUCAUCAUUCACAAAAAGGAACUAGAAAGAGAUCUAAUCACGGACCCAUUCAAGCUUGUGGAAGAGUCUGACAAUAUGAAGUCCAGAUGUUCCCCUGAUGUUGCUAGAGGCUGCUGUGGCACAAAGAAAAGCUGCUAAAACUACAGCUGACCUGAAGACAUUGGGCAGGAGGCUAAGAAAUAAGUUAUAUAUGCCUUUUAACCUGCUCUUCUCCAUAGCACAGACCAUAAGAAAGAAUAAAUAGCAAAAAGGCACCAUAUUCUAGAUAAUUGAUAAAAAGAAAUGAAUUGUUUUUAGAUGAUAUUAAUGAAGGGUUCAUAGCAUAUCACCUAAAGAUGAGCAAAGCACUGUUUCUCUAUCUGAACUUAUUCAAAAUUUUGGUGCCACUUAGUGGUCAGAAAUGGAACUGAGAAGCCGUCUUAAGGCUUGACCAAUGGGCAAGAAAAGCUUCAGAAAUAACAGUUGGCAGAGUUUCAGGAAAAACAUCUUCCUUCUGACCUGCAUAGCACCUUUUAGGCUUUUCAGCAUGUUUGCUCAUUAAACAAAGCUCCUACUGAAAUUGUGCUAAUCAUGACAAAAGAUUGCCAAAUCAAAUUUGGUAGGCGUGCCCUUAACUGGUCUGUUAAAUCAAACACUUAAAAGAAAUCCAGAAAGAAGAAAACAAAUGAAUAAUAAAUUUUUUUGACCUCAAUAAAUUUUUUUAACUCUAAUAUAUGACAAUGUAAUGACUAUCUAUAGUAAAUCCUAACUAGAUCAGGAAAAGAGUUUGAUAAUUUUUAAAUGAAGAGCUAGGAUAUUGGUGGGUUUUCUUUUUCCUUUACAAGGCACCCCAAGAAAGUAUUAGAUUUAGUUCUGGUUUCCACAGUUAAAGAAAAUUGAGGAAUAUUUCAAGGCUGAUUACAUCAUUAGAAAUUAAGAACAUCAAGGAAAGUUUCAAGAAUGAUUAAAUAAAUUGAAGCCCAGUUGUACUUGAAGACUUUGU